This is a messenger RNA of Ilyonectria robusta, 807 nucleotides long. RefSeq lists its product as uncharacterized. Lineage: Eukaryota; Fungi; Ascomycota; Sordariomycetes; Hypocreales; Nectriaceae. The transcript is spliced from 2 exons. The record is from RefSeq and is a predicted model, not a curated record. The coding region runs from base 1 to 486 and encodes 161 amino acids.
AUGCCCGAUUGCCAACCUGGUGUUUUGAGCUGUCACUCCAUAUCUCCCUCUGUGUCGGUCUCGGCUUGGAGAACAAGGCACCAUGCAUCACCCAACUUGGUAAUCGGAUGCCUCAAAAAGGGCCUGAUCUUCUUCAUCUCCUUCCCCCUCUCCUCAUCCCUCGAUGAAGCCGGUGAUGACCCCACUACCGACAAUGCCCUCGUGACAACACCUUUUCCCAAGCGCUUGACAUCACGCUCCCAGCCUGUCCCACUAAUUACAGCUGCCCUUUUGACCUUGGAGGCCACGCCAGGAGCCAACAAAAGGCACCAUCUAACACGACAUCACACUGGCCGUGAUUGGAUCUCCUCCCCCUCAUUCAUGCUGCGGAUACAGAAGCUUCUGAUAGGCCCGGAACCAACCCCUAUCAAUUCGCCACCGAGCAAAGGGGUCCCAGGGUCCAGAAACGUGUUCCCGCAUCCCCGGGAGGAUCUGAUCGGCUCUUGACCGACAUCUUGAAACAUGGACCUCGUCACAGGUGAAGCUUGGUGCUUGGGAUGAAAAAGCCACCGAGGGGCUAAUGGAAGCCACAGAGGGGCUCACACUUUGGGCGCGGCUGGACCCCGGCAUGCCGACGUCAUCGGGCCGCCGAUCCCGAGCUAGCCGAUAACGCUCGUGACUGAUCAUGUGAUUUCCAACGUGACUUGAUCUGUGGGCUGAGCCGAUUAUGUAACCCUUCGAAUUAGGUAAGCGGACCUCGAGACAGAAACUUCAGAUCCUCAAUUUGGAAGUGAUCGCGAGGUCCAUCCCCAGACCGUACGAUCUGUC